Penicillium diatomitis is the source of this 1914-nucleotide messenger RNA. RefSeq names its product E1 ubiquitin-activating protein ubaB. The transcript is spliced from 10 exons. The annotation marks the transcript as partial. Gene Ontology annotation, cellular component: SUMO activating enzyme complex; cytoplasm. Lineage: Eukaryota; Fungi; Ascomycota; Eurotiomycetes; Eurotiales; Aspergillaceae. The record is from RefSeq and is a predicted model, not a curated record. Gene Ontology annotation, molecular function: SUMO activating enzyme activity. Gene Ontology annotation, biological process: protein sumoylation.
UCUCCAACCAUGCGAGCCAGUACAAUCAAGCGCUCUUUGGGAGCCGAAUUGACCCAUAAGAUCAAGGAGUCCCGGGUGCUCUUGGUCGGUGCUGGCGGCAUCGGCUGUGAGUUAUUGAAAAACCUCGUCCUCACUGGUUUCGGCGAAGUCCAUGUUAUCGAUCUCGAUACCAUCGACCUCAGUAACUUGAAUCGACAAUUCCUCUUUCGACAUGAGCAUAUCAAGAAACCCAAGGCUUUGGUUGCGAAAGAGGUGGCCCAUAAUUUCCAACCAACCGCGAAAUUGGAAGCCUACCAUGCGAACAUAAUGGACAGUCAAUUCAGUGUCGGUUGGUUCAAGUCAUUCGAUAUGGUGUUCAACGCCUUGGACAACCUUGCGGCUCGGCGACACGUGAACAGCAUGUGCCUGUCAGCCGGGGUACCGUUGAUCGAGAGUGGGACUACCGGAUUCAACGGCCAGGUGCAGGUUAUCAAAGGGGGGGAAACCGAAUGUUAUGACUGCAAUCCAAAAGCGACGCCCAAGACUUUCGCCAUCUGCACAAUUCGCACAACACCAACACAGCCCAUCCACUGUAUCGUGUGGGCGAAGAGCUACCUUCUACCACAUCUCUUCGGCGCGAGCGAGGAGGAAGCGGCUGAGCUGGACACCACAGAGAGCUCCGAGAAUGCCGAUGAAAUCGCAAAUUUGCGCAAGGAGGCACAGACCUUGAAAGAGGUUCGCAAAGCCAUGGGAACGGAUCAAUUCUUUGAAACUGUGUUUAAAAUGGUGUUCGAGGCGGAUAUAGAACGACUACGGGCCAUGGCGGAUGCUUGGAGGAAUCGUGAGCCUCCAAAGGUGCUCGCCUUCAAGGACCUCCUGGAACGUUCCCAAUCGACCGUGGCUCCCAGUUCAAGCGCAGACCAAAGAUCAUGGUCGGUGGAAGAGAACUUUAUGAUGUUCAAAGACAGCCUGACUCGGCUGAGUAAAAGAUAUAAGGAAAUCCAGAACAGGGCAUCUCCAGAAGAUCCCGAGCCAAUCUUGACAUUCGACAAGGACGAUGAGGAUACGCUGGACUUUGUUACCGCCACCGCAAAUCUUCGGGCUGAAGCUUUCCAUAUGGGCUUGACUUCGAAGUUUGACACGAAACAAAUGGCGGGCAACAUCAUCCCGGCUAUUGCAACAACGAACGCGAUGACUGCUAGUCUUUGUGUGUUGCAGUCUUUCAAGGUUCUCCGAAACGAUCUGUCGAGUGCGAAGACUGUAUUCCUUGAACGGUCUGGCCAGAGAGCGAUCAACUCCGAAGCUCUUCGCCCUCCUAAUAAGAAGUGCGAAGUGUGCAACGUUGCGCGUGGUAUUCUCACGAUCGCUCCCAAUGCGACGGUCGAGAAUCUGGUGCAAGGGGUCCUUCAACCGGACUUUGGCUACACAGAUGAGCUCUCCAUUCGAGUAGGUCAGGAGAUCAUCUAUGGACCUGACAUGGAAGAAAAUAUCUCCAUGAAGCUAUCAGAAUUUGGGAUCAAGCACGACACUACCUUGACUGUCGUUGACGAGGAUGACAGAGAGCAAGAUCCUCGCGUCAACUUAGAGUGCUGGGUCACGGAAAGAAACGAAUCGGAGCCACCUUCAAAGCCCAUUACAUUGGAGGUUAAAGGCGAGAUCCCAAGGAUGCCUGCACUGGCCAAGGCAGACGCACCCCUUGCAGACUCUGUGGAUCUUCCAACGGCUGCAGAAUUGACCUUGCCCGAUGAAGAAGCCCCCUUAAUCGUCACGGAUGGCGCUAAUGGCCUCGGAAAACGUAAACGCGAAGGGGAGGAGGAACCUGUCACAAACGGGCACGUUGAUAAAAAGGUUGCGGGCGAGUCAUUGCAGACGACGAAUGACGCCGUGGUCGUCGUUGACGAUGACCAGAACGGUGCCAUUGUGAUCGAUGAUUAG